GGUGCACGCCCACGCUAAAUAAACCCAUCGACAGUAAUCCUCACUGUACACAGCGGAAUCCUCUGCGGGUAUUUUCUGCCUUGCUUUGAAUUCCCUUCACACAUAAAGCGAAACAAUGGACAACUCUGGGAAAGAGAAGGAAGCCAUUCAGCUAAUGGCCGACGCUGACAAAAAAGUCAAGUCCUCUGGCUCCUUUUUGGGAGGGAUGUUUGGAGGAGGACAUCACAAAGUGGAAGAAGCAUGUGAGAUGUACUGCAGAGCUGCCAACAUGUUCAAGAUGGCCAAGAACUGGAGCGCUGCUGGAAGUGCGUUUUGCAAGGCAGCACGUCUCCAUAUGCAGCUGCAGAACAAACAUGACUGCGCCACCAGCUUCAUCGAUGCAGGAAAUGCCUACAAGAAGUCUGACCCUAAUGAGGCAAUCAAGUGUUUAAAUGCCGCCGUCGAUAUUUACACAGACAUGGGAAGAUUCACCAUCGCAGCCAAACACCACAUCAGUAUCGCAGAGAUCUACGAGGCUGAGCUGGUGGAUAUCGAAAAGGCUAUUGCACAUUAUGAACAAGCAGCAGACUACUACAAAGGAGAAGAGUCCAACAGUUCUGCCAACAAGUGUCUGCUGAAGGUGGGGGCUUACUGUGCUCAGCUGGAGCAGUACCAGAAGGCCAUCGAGAUCUACGAGCAGGUUGGAGCCAACACGAUGGACAACCCCUUGCUGAAAUACAGCGCCAAGGAGUACUUCUUCAAAGCCUCCCUCUGUCACUUCAUUGUCGACGAGCUCAACGCUAAGAUCGCAGUUGAAAAAUAUGAGGAGAUGUUCCCGGCUUUCUCAGACUCUCGAGAAUGCAAGCUGUUGAAGAAACUUCUUGAGGCUCAUGAGGAACAGAACAGCGAGGCUUUCACAGAAGCAGUAAAAGAGUUCGACUCCAUCUCACGCCUGGACCAGUGGCACACAACCCUCCUGCUGCGCAUCAAAAAGACCAUCCAGGGUGAUGAAGGGGAUCUGAAAUGAAAGAAACCCAAAGGGCUGGAAGUGCAGCAACGGAGAGACAAAUCCAUCACGCAUGCUUUCACACACACACACACACUCGCACACUCACACCCACACACUCUCUCUUUCACUCCUCUCACUGUGUAUAGCAUCUGGAGAUGAGUGUCCGCUGACGAUUUUGAAUAUUCCACUGCUCACUGCUACACUGUCCGAGUACUAUCUUUGCUUUCCUUACGAGCCUAUCUGGAUCUAGUCAGAAUGUAAAUGCUCUCGCCCUCACCUCUGUCCAGAGGAUUGCUGCAUACCUUUUCAGCUGAAAUCUGUCCUGGAGGGAUUUCAGAGCGGUAUAUUGUAUUGAAACUGAUGUUAGUAUUGACGACAAGCACUGCAUGUUUUGUACAACGCUUGUUCCUAGUCAUUUGCGGCUUGUUUUUUUUAUCUGAGUUUAUUAUUAAUUAUUCAGAUUAUUUAAAUGUUUCGGUUUCUCUUGUACAUACGAUUUUCAUGGUGUGUAUGGAUUUCAGGAUUGUAACAUUAUCUUGAUUUUUUUUUUUUUUUUUUUUAUCUGUUGGAGUAGAAGAGAAGGCAACGGAUCAAGGUCAUGAUUGUUCUUAAAACUAAAGUUAUUAGAGCAACAAAAAAAAGUGAUUUUGUUUGCAUUUCAUCACCAACGGGGAGAGACUCUUCUUGAAGAAGGGCAAUGAUAUGCACAAACAAAGUGUAGACUGUUAAACAUUUGCAUCUGAUCGCAGACGUACACAUUCAUUCUGACUUUACUUUAGGAGUAUUUGUUGCUUUAGGGUUCGUUGAUGUAAUAAUACUUUGAAUGUUUGAAUCUGUAAGCUGUGAUUUAUAGUUUGCCUGUGGGAAACGUACUUUUGAAUCAGAAGCACUGAGAUGGAGGCCCUUACUCCUUAUUUCCAGGGAUGUAAUCUUUGAGGGUAAUGUGCAUCAUUAGUCGCUCAUCUCGUGCCGUGUCGUGAUGUGAACUCCAUCAUUGAAGGUCAACUGCCGCAGUGCGCCUUCCUAAUGGCCAGUCGCUAAGCAUGUCAUUGUGAAUAGUUCAGUGUUGUGUUACAUUCACUAGUGUGAGCCAGACCAAAGUUUUUACAAAAGGGUCAGUCGCCCCGCGUAUCCAGCUUCUUCCAGGUGGAAUGACAAUGGACCUUGGAUAUGAUCUGUAUGCUUGUGCGAAUGGACAAUAAUAAAGAUGUUAUAUCCCAGCUGUGCCGUCCUGCCAUUGACCUUAGUUAAUAUUCAUCCAUCUGCCGUUAAAUCUUCU
Molecule: messenger RNA, 2267 nt
Organism: Acanthopagrus latus (yellowfin seabream)
Lineage: Eukaryota; Metazoa; Chordata; Actinopteri; Spariformes; Sparidae
Gene: napbb
Product: N-ethylmaleimide-sensitive factor attachment protein, beta b
Exons: 11
Coding region: 116-1006 (296 amino acids)
Biological process (GO): synaptic transmission, glutamatergic; regulation of synaptic vesicle priming; SNARE complex disassembly
Cellular component (GO): synaptobrevin 2-SNAP-25-syntaxin-1a complex; terminal bouton; vacuolar membrane
Molecular function (GO): soluble NSF attachment protein activity; syntaxin binding
Source: RefSeq, a predicted model, not a curated record